This is a messenger RNA of Spodoptera exigua (beet armyworm), 4356 nucleotides long. NCBI's taxonomy places the organism in Eukaryota, Metazoa, Arthropoda, Insecta, Lepidoptera, Noctuidae. The record is from the annotation of a GenBank genome assembly.
CAUCGCUGUCGUUUCGUUUGUUGAUUUGUUUGUUGACUUUGUUGUGUAGUUAGAAUUGUUGUGUUUUCGUAAAUAAAUCAAUUGAAUGGAUAAAAUCCUCUGAUCCUACUGCAAAAUGAGUAAUUUUGAAUUUGCCAUACCACUACAGAAGGAUGAAUUACUUGAAUCCCAUGCGGGACAGUAUCAUGUUGAGGAUAUCGUACAACCCCGCGUACUUUUAUCAAAAUUACAAGAUGCUGCACGGGCUUUUAAUGCUGAAGGAGUUGAAUACAUAUUGGAACACUUUGAUACGUAUUUCUCUAUCAUAGUUCACGGCAACAAGCUUGAGUGGAAUGUUAUAAAUAAAGGAUUUGAACACAUUGUUCGUGCAAGCAAAAGCCUGUGUAACCACUUAGAGCUCAUGUUUCAAGACAAAGAAAUUGAUUCAGACCUUAGAAAUAAAAACUUGAACAUUUUGAAAAUGAUGAUGUACUUGUAUACACAAAUUAUGAAGACUAAAGACACUAAACUUGCUACAGAUAACUCAACCAAGCUGACACUGGGUAAAAAAGGCAAGAAAGUAACAACAGAUGAAGAUGAGAUUUGUGGCUGGACAGAGUCUGACAAGCAGGCAGCUUUAGUUACACUCAAUCUAGUACUGCAGCAACCUUUGUUUAGACUUUGGGACCCACCAUUAGCUGAAGACAACUUUGUGUCAAUGGUGGCAGAUCCAUGCUACAAGGCAUUGGAAGAACAAAUAAUAAAAAACAAAUCUGUAAGAGAAACUGUAUUUCAAGUACUUGGAGUGCUGAUAAAAAAGUACAAUCAUGGCACAUCGUGUCUCAUCAAAUUGGUGCAGGUACUUCAAAUGGUGGAACAUGCUGUGUCGCCAAUUUGCGCAGGAGUUGUGCAACUAACAAAAGAAUUUGGACUUGGAACUUUUGGUCCUCAAAUGGUGAGAGAAAUAGCAGAGGCAUUAGCAUCUACAGAAGAUGAGAAUGUUGGUGCUGGUACUGAGCAGGGAGCUGCCAGGAAUUGUGGCGCCUUCUUACUAGAACUGACUAAGGAAAUGCCUAAAGAGAUGACCACUGCCAUCGCCACCAUACAACCAUAUUUGGAGAGUGACGAGUCGUACACGCUCCGUAUCAGUGUGUUGGGCAUGAUGUGCGAAGCGCUAAGCUCUGAGCUCCGCGGGGAGGGCCUGCCCGACGAUAUGCGCGCGCAAAGAGACGACUUCCUCGACGAUCUCUACGAACAUAUGCACGACCUCUCCGCAUACGUGCGACAUAAGGUGCUGCAAUUUUGGUGUCGUCUGCAAAGAGAGAACUGUGUACCUGUAAGUCGGCAGAAAACUGUACUUGAGCGAUCCAUCGGCCGGCUGAAGGACAAGGCUGCACUCGUCAGGAAAGCUGCCGUACAGCUGCUGAAGAUAUUUUUAGAAUGCAAUCCAUUCUCAGCACAAUUGAAAUUAGAAAUACUGGAGGAACAAUUGAAAACCGAGCAGGAUAUAUUGGAUGACCUACAAAAGAAGUUGAAUAAUGGACCUGAUCCAGAGUUAAUAAAACAAUGGGAUAGUUUAGAAAGUGAAGUAGUAAGUGCUAUAAAAAAAGGUAUGGAAGUCCUUACACAAGAUGAGCCGGAACUGUCCCAGGCUUCACUGGACAAUUUGUACGAAGCAAUUCGCAAACAUCUACGUGAGAAGAAUUAUUACAAGGCGUACCUUAUCGUCAAAUACACUGAGAGACAGUAUCCUGAUGCUAAGUUAAUGAGAUGUGAUAUGGAAAAGAGUGAUCAGAUUGCGUACUUCGUAGCAUUACUCCGAAACAUAUUCAUAAUACCGGAUAGAACGGAGUCUCUAACACAGCAGUGUGAACAAGAGCUAGCACUUUAUAAAAGAGUAGAAGAAAAGGAGAACAUUGUGGCGUUCCUCCAAGAGUCAGUACAUUUCAGUCGAAUGGUAUCUGAAGCAGUACCUGUUAUAAACUCCUUGCUGAUGUCCAAGCAAGCUGGGGACGUUAGUGAGGCCAUAGACUUCUUCACGACGGCUCAUCAUUUCAAUAUCGAGUCUGCGAAGAUGGGUGUGGCCAAUAUGUUGCUGCUUGUUUGGUCUCCUGAUCAGGAUAAACGUGAAGCAGUAGAGCGUGCAUACCGCGAUAUGUAUUUGGAGUGUGACAACAAGGCGGAGCGCGCCCGGUGCUUCGCCAUUGCCAAGAAGCUAGUCUCCCUCAUGUCGCAUAUUGACCGCGGCAGUGCAAUGGCGCUGGAACAUCUCGUCGCCAAGUGGGUUGAAAAAGGAGACAUCAGUCCUGGUAUUAUACAGGUGUUCUGGGAAAUGUUUCUGAAGAAAAUUGAUGGGACUACAGACAUGGAUAGUUACGCGGCACUCACCCUAUUGGUGAUGGUCGCGAAGGCGAAACCUUCUGUAGCAGUCGCUAACCUUGACGUUAUACAAACACACGGACUGACGGCCGAUUAUAACUCGAGAAAUUUAAGUGUACAGCUGUUGCUCUCAUUGGCUAAAAAGAGCCAAAGAUAUCCCGAAGACCAUGCACUGUUUACCUCAAUCUUCGAUAGUUUAAUGGAAGCAUUCUCGAAGUUCGAUAGAUUUACAUCAUUUGCAGCCAACUCUAUAGACCUAAUAUACGCUAUCUGCGACACUCCGGAGAUAUUGAGUGCGAAGAUUUUGGCAGAAAUGUACAAAAGAAUCGAAGAGACAAUGGUGAAAGAUGAUGAGAAAGAAGAAAUCACAUUACCUGUGGAACUGCUGACUCGCUUCGUAUUUGUACUGGGACAAGUAGCACUACAGCAGCUUAUAUAUCUGGAUAUAAAUGUAUACAGUGAACUCAGGAGAAGAAACCAGGUUCGUGAAGAAAGAAAGGCUGAAGAAAAACGUAAAAAGAAAGCAGGCGCAUUUGCGACGCCGGGAAAACGUGGCCGCGUGGACGACCUACGUCGACAGACUCUAAUGAAUGUCAGUAAUGCAAGCGCUUCGUCCAGACAACAGCGAUCUGCCAGCGUCACCUCCACCAAAGGACCUUCGGUGAACACGACGAUGACGGAGGAGGAGGCGCUGGAGGGCGCCGUUGCGGACGACGCGGACGCGGAGUACGUGCGCGGCGUGUGCGAGCGCGACAUCGUGGGCGCGGGCGCGGCGCUGGCGCGCUACGUGCCCACGCUGCGCGCGCUGCUCACCGCGCCCACCGCGCCCAGCCUACAGGCCGCCGCCGCACUCACUUACACCAGGUUCAUGUUGGUAUCGAGCGCAGUGUGUGACGAAGGUCUGCAGCUGAUGAUGACAGUACUGAAGAAGUCAAAGAAUGUUGCUAUGAGAACCAAUUUAACUAUUGCUUUUGCUGAUCUUACGUUGCGUUUCCCCAAUCUCACACAGCCUUGGACACAUCAUAUUUAUCAUAUAUUAAGUGACGAAGAGUUGGAAAUUCGUCAAUGUGCAGUUAAAAUGCUCUCUUUCCUGGUUCUACAUGAAAUGGUGAGAGUGAAGGGACAGAUCGCGGACAUGGCACUCUGCUGCGCGGACAAAGACCCGCGAGUUGCAUCCAUGACAAAAAUUUUCUUCAAACAAUUAUCACAGAAAGGCAACGCCUUGUACAACGUCAUGCCGGACAUAAUAUCGAGGCUAAGUGAUCCUGAAUUGAACGUACCCGAGGAGCAUUACCGAUCUAUUAUGAAGUAUAUCACAUCUCUUAUACAAAAGGACCGUCAAAUGGAAGCCCUAAUUGAGAAAUUAUGCCAAAGAUUCAAGCUCUCAACGGAAGAGCGACAGUGGCGUGAUCUGGCGUACUGUCUCUCCUUAUUUACGUACAACGAAAGGUCUUUACGUAAACUGAUUGAGAACCUCGAUUGUUACAAAGAUAAGCUCCAUUGUGCGGGAGUAAUGGACUCCUUUAAUACGUUGAUGAAUAACACGUCAAAAAUGGCGCGCAACGAAAUUAAGGCUCUUGUUACGGAAUUAGGAGAAAAAAUAGAGGAAUGCUUUGCUGUUCGUGGCGAAGAGAACACUGAAGAUAAUAGCGAAGGAGCUGCUAACAGUGGAUCACCGCCCACUCGAAAGAACGAGACGGUCAAAGCAACACCGCGUCGUAAACCAGCCGCUAGAAGAAACCGACGUAAAUCUUCUUCCAGUCCAGAUGAGAAUGAACCUCCAAGUAAUGAAAAGACACCACAAAGUGUAAGAAAAUCUAGCAGAAAAGCGGCGACGAGGACAAAAAAGGAAGUCGCAAAUGAUUCCGAUGAAUCCGAUGACGAUUUCCAGAAGAAGGAUGAUGAGGAAGUGUUCAAAAAACCUACCGUCAAGAAAACAACACGACGAAGAAGAUUAUAAUGUUAUUUUGUAUCAUUUUUCUCGUAAUAUAUUGCGAA